This is a messenger RNA of Nestor notabilis (Kea), 1678 nucleotides long. RefSeq names its product PAP associated domain containing 5 (gene TENT4B). The transcript has 11 exons. Gene Ontology annotation, cellular component: nucleolus; TRAMP complex. Gene Ontology annotation, biological process: RNA 3'-end processing. Gene Ontology annotation, molecular function: mRNA binding; poly(A) RNA polymerase activity. The coding region runs from base 30 to 1502 and encodes 490 amino acids. Lineage: Eukaryota; Metazoa; Chordata; Aves; Psittaciformes; Psittacidae. The record is from RefSeq and is a predicted model, not a curated record.
AUGAAGAAAUCAUUGACUUCUAUAAGUACAUGUCUCCCAGACCUGAAGAAGAGAGAAUGCGGAUGGAAGUGGUGAACAGGAUAGAAAAUGUUAUAAAAGAGCUCUGGCCUAAUGCAGAUGUGCAGAUAUUUGGAAGUUUCAAAACUGGUUUAUAUUUACCUACAAGUGAUAUUGACUUAGUUGUGUUUGGAAAGUGGGAGACAUUACCUCUUUGGACCUUGGAAGAAGCCCUUAGAAAGCACAAUGUAGCAGAUGAAAACUCAGUAAAGGUUUUAGAUAAAGCAACUGUACCCAUUAUUAAACUCACAGAUUCCUUCACUGAAGUAAAAGUUGAUAUAAGCUUUAAUGUACAGAACGGGGUUAAAGCAGCCCAGCUCAUCAAAGAUUUUAUCAAGAAAUACCCUGUGUUACCAUAUCUAGUUUUAGUCCUGAAACAGUUCCUAUUGCAGAGGGACCUUAAUGAAGUAUUUACAGGUGGAAUUGGUUCUUACAGUCUUUUUCUAAUGGCUGUCAGCUUCCUUCAGCUGCAUCCCAGGGAAGAUGCCUGUAUGCCGAAUGCCAACUAUGGUGUUCUCUUAAUAGAGUUUUUUGAAUUAUAUGGACGUCACUUCAAUUAUCUGAAGACUGGAAUCCGAAUAAAGGAUGGUGGCUCUUAUGUUGCCAAGGAUGAAGUGCAAAAAAGCAUGCUGGAUGGCUACAGGCCAUCAAUGCUGUAUAUUGAAGAUCCAUUACAGCCAGGUAAUGAUGUUGGGAGGAGUUCCUAUGGUGCCAUGCAAGUGAAACAGGCUUUUGAUUAUGCCUAUGUUGUUUUGAGCCAUGCAGUUUCCCCAAUAGCUAAAUAUUAUCCUAACAACGAAACAGAAAGUAUUUUGGGUAGAAUAAUCAGAGUAACGCAAGAGGUGGCCACAUACAGAGACUGGAUAUCAAAGCAAUGGGGAAUGCAAAGUAGGACAGAGUCUUCAUGUAACGGUAAUGGAGUAACCUUGAUAGUAGAUACUCAGCAGCUAGACAAAUGCAACAAUAAUCUUGCUGAAGAGAAUGAAGCACUGUCAAAACCUAGAAAUAAAACUUCAGAAACACUUAGUAAACAUUCUUCAAAUUCUUCGUCAGGUCCUUUAUCAUCCUCAUCCUCUACGUUGUCCAGCUCUAGUGAUGUAGAUUCUGAUGGAACACCUUGCAAAACCUCUAAACAGUUGGGCUGUCGCCAGUCUACCACAAACAGAGUGGGGUCACAGGAAGCGUCACUGGAAUCCUCCCAGUCAAGUGGGAAAACACAAAGUAGCCAAACAGCCAGUACUUCCAGCAACACUAACAAAUCUCAGCAUGGAUCUGCACGGUUAUUUCGCUCUUCUAACAAAGGCUUCCAAGGUCCAACAAACUCAAGCCACAGUACCUCAGUCACAAACAAACAACAUCAAGGCAGCAAAUCGCACCAUCAGUUCUUCCACGGCAAAAAGAGGAAACACAAGAGGGAUGCGGCCCUUUCAGACCUUUGUAGAUAGUUGCCUAUUUUAUGACUGUUCUUCUGUGUGCAAUGAUCUCAUGCUACAGGAUAGUUUGAUAGUGACUCCUUGGAUCUCUUCCAGAGCUUCAGACUGUUCAGACAUUGAUUAGCAACUGCAUUUUUUUUUCCCAGCUCGCCACGGAACGGAUCAUGAAGAUUGAUCACUGCAAAAAA